Messenger RNA from Ahaetulla prasina, 3195 nucleotides. It is a transcript of the gene SUMF1, whose product is annotated as sulfatase modifying factor 1. The transcript is spliced from 9 exons. The record is from RefSeq and is a predicted model, not a curated record. The coding region runs from base 9 to 1124 and encodes 371 amino acids. Gene Ontology annotation, cellular component: endoplasmic reticulum. Lineage: Eukaryota; Metazoa; Chordata; Lepidosauria; Squamata; Colubridae.
UUUACACUAUGGCUGCGCCCAGGCACAGUUUGCUUCGUGUGGUUUACACUUGCUGGCUUCUGUGGCUGCGGUCCGCAGAGUGCUUAGACGGUAGCGAAGACAAAGGGGAGCCCAGGGAAGAGGAAGAUCAGGGAGCCUGUGGUUGCAGCAACAGUCGGGCUAGCGGCGCGGAAAGAGCUGCACAGAAAUACUCUCGGGAGGCGAAUGUUUCCCAGCAGCCAAAAGAUCGCCGUGGAGACGACCGCUCGAAAAACGAGGGAAUGAAGAUGGUCCCUAUUCCAGCGGGAGUCUUUACAAUGGGAACUGAUGAGCCCAUUAUAAAACAAGAUGGAGAAGGGCCUGGAAGGAGAGUCCACAUUGGUCAUUUUUUCAUGGAUCGCUAUGAGGUCAGCAAUGCAGAGUUUGAGAAGUUUGUGAAUGCUACUGGCUAUGUUACAGAGGCAGAAAGAUUUGGUGAUUCCUUUGUAUUUGAAGGCAUGUUGAGUAAAGAAGUGAAGAAUGGAAUUCAACAAGCUGUUGCAAUUGCUCCUUGGUGGCUACCAGUUAAAGGAGCAAAUUGGAAGCACCCAGAAGGCCCUGAUUCUCAUAUCUUAAAGAGGCUGGAUCACCCAGUUCUUCAUGUGUCUUGGAAUGAUGCUGUAGCCUUUUGCAGUUGGGCAGGAAAACGGUUACCAACUGAAGCUGAAUGGGAAUACAGCUGUCGGGGAGGUCUUGAAAACAGACUUUUUCCGUGGGGAAACAAACUUCAUCCAAAUGGUCAGCACUAUGCAAAUAUUUGGCAGGGAGAAUUCCCUAGAAGCAAUACAGAGGAAGAUGGUUAUAAAGGCACCGCACCUGUAACAGCAUUUCCUCCAAAUGGUUAUGGCCUGUACAACAUUGUGGGAAAUGCCUGGGAGUGGACAUCAGAUUGGUGGGAAAUUGAUCAUUCUGCAGAUGAAACAUACAGCCCGAAAGGACCUUCAGAAGGGUCGGACCGAGUGAAGAAAGGUGGAUCCUACAUGUGCCAUAAGUCCUAUUGCUAUAGAUAUCGAUGUGCAGCCCGAAGCCAAAAUACCCCUGACAGCUCAGCUUCCAAUCUGGGUUUCCGCUGUGCUGCUGACAGUCUGCCAGACUACUUAAAGUGACAAAGCUUGACAGCCCUGGAGGACAGAGAGAUCUCACCAGGCUUUGCGAAAAAGGAUGCAACUCAAAGAUUCUACAUUUGUCUUGCCAAAAUAGAAGACACUGGAAAUUCUGAAUAUUUCAGCCAGCAGCUUUUGUUUUCUUUGAUUCCUGGUUGGUAAAGAACCUAGGUUGCCUUUUCAUUUAAUGCACUUUACGCGAAAUACAUUUGAUUAUUGAGUUGUUUUAAAUUUAAGAACUAAAUCAUAUCAGACAUAGUUUUGUUUUUUUAAUAAAAGACAUUACCAAUCAAAUGAUAGAUCAAUUUACAUAAUUAAUUAAGUAUCCUAUAUUUAAUUUUUUAAAGUGCAUCUGAUUAAGAUGAAAUAGCACACAGUGUUUGUGGGGAUAAAAAACAUCACAUUCUGAUCCAAAGAAAUUUCAAAGCUGUUUGUAUGUUAUUUAUGUUAUGUUUAUCUUACUUUCUUGUUCCAUUGGUUUCAGUGGGUCUUAAAUCCAAUUCACAUUCUUCAAGAGUAAUAAUUUUGAAAAUAAGCCAUUAUCUGUUUUCUGAAAUACACUGAUGUAAUUUAUGUUUGAAUUAGUAUGAUUUAUUGUUGCUUUUCGUGAAGAUUGUUCUUAUUUUUUGAUAAUUAUUGAUUUCUUCAGCAGCUAUAGCAGAGAAACAUUCCAGACCCAAGCCUUUGCAGAUAACCUCCUAGGACCUCCAUUUUUACAGCCUCAGUACCCAAAUUUUGGUGGUUGCUUUUUUUUGCCCCCCUCCCCACCGAAAGAGUUCCAUGGGGCAAAUAUUUACAGUAAGUGUUGUGUUCAAUAGGCAGCUGAUCCCUGUGGGCACCAGAAUCUAUGUGGGGCAGCAAAAGAGCUCCCUCUUCACAAGGAUAAGGUUUUUAUUAGAUGGUCCCCAGUUUGUAAUCUGAUUAAGAUUACAGGGUCCAAGCAGUGUUGGAACGUGUGGAGACCUCCUCCCCUACCAGGAAUAAUAGAAAAUAAUUUUUAUUUAACAUAAAAUAAGUCUAUGGGAGGACAAGCUGCCUGCAAAAUACCCAGCAUCUGGGCUGUGAUGCCUCGCCCCUUUAAAAUCUCUCCCUAAGUAGCCCAGCAAUUUGUGGCUAUGAAAGCUGAGUAGAAAGGCAGCUAGGUGUUGUUGGUAUGAGAGGGAAGCUGAUUUGUAUUUGGGAGAUUGCAAAAGUCUGAAACAGCCUAAAGCAAAUAGAAGAGUUAUUGUUCACCAGAAGUUAGGAGUCACAAAGAGAAGUAGUGGAAGAACAUGAGUUGUAUGGAAUUGGAGAAGACUGGUAGAUAAAUAGUGAGCACUAGCUUUUUUGAGUGCUUAUGUGUAUGUAGCCUAGAGACUGGUAUGGUUGUGUUGGCGCUCUGAGGUUUUGGAGCCCACUGACCUGGAUAUAUGUAAAAGAACCUGUGACAAAGUUCUUGAGGAAUGAGACAGUUGUACCAAGUAUUAGGAGGCUCGAUAGAUAUGUGAAAGGGAAGGGAAGGAAGGAACCCCAUUAAGGACAACAGCCUUUGUAUGCCUAUUUUAUACCGCCAUCUUGAUUUGACUAGUUCCAAGAGUCUUGAGGCUCUGGAGCUAAAUCCGAGGGCCAAACAGGAAGUCUCUGCUUCUCUGAGAACUUCCAUUGAACAACCUCUUGGGGCAGGUAAAUUCUAACUCCUUGUCACUGAAUCCCAUCUUGUCUCUCAUUGGAAGAGGACAGUUAUUUUAGGGUCCUCUGUGGAGCAGGCGCCUCAUUCUAUUACAACAGAAUUUUUCACCAGCUGAUGUGAGGAAAAAUGUAUUUUUUCCUUAAAUGGCUCCUUUUAACUAUAUGAUUAUAUAUUUAAAGAACCUGAGGGUUACAGAUGGAAGUAGCUGCCAAUAUCUUUUCAGGGAAUUACUACGACAAUCCUGAGAUAAAUCAUCUGUAUAAUGCAAAUAUGGAAAAUGUGCAUAAAGGCAUCUCAGGUUAUAUUUUCCUGUCCACUAUUGCUACAAAAUAUUCUGUUGAUAUUUCUUUUCAGCAGACCUUUGUAGAGCCGUGGGAGGAAUUUAAUAAAACUUUGGAAUUCCUU